Messenger RNA from Miscanthus lutarioriparius, 1701 nucleotides. The record is from the annotation of a GenBank genome assembly. NCBI's taxonomy places the organism in Eukaryota, Viridiplantae, Streptophyta, Magnoliopsida, Poales, Poaceae.
AUGGCUGCGAAAGAUGGCCCGGGAUCACAAGACUUGGGGCACAGGUUCUGGCCCAUGCUGUCCUACGCUUGCGGCGAGCUAUGUGUGAUCAUACUGCUCUACGUGGCUGCCUUGGCAUCCUAUGCAGCCACAAGGUUGGUGCGCAUCUGCGGGCUCCGGCCGCCCUGCAUCAUGUGCACGAGGCUGGACCGUGCCCUCCAUGGAAAGCCAUGGUUCUCCGGGGACUUGGUUUGUGCCGUGCAUCGCUCUGAGAUCUCAUCUCUGGCUCACUGCAAGAGCCAUGACCAGCUUGCACGCUCUGGUGAUCUCUGCAAAGCAUGCCUACUUUCAUGCAAAGCGGUAGGUGUCGGUGUGGAGGUGAACUCUCGGUCUGCAUCCAGCAGGUCAACAAGGUUGUGUUCUUGUUGCUCGGAUCCAUUCAAGAAUGCUCGCAGCGCGCAGAAGCAUUCUGAAGCAGCCAAUGCUGUCGAGUCUUGGGAUAGUGUACCUGCAGAUCAUCCAAAUGAGAAGACUUUUGUGGUGGGUAUUGAGGAAGUCCAUGAAUCAGAUGGCUCACCAGGCUCACAUGGACAAUCUAGAAAGGACAGCGCCCCUUCUGCGAAUGUUGGGACAGCAAAGAGCAACUAUAGAUCGGCCGCACCAACACGCAUUGCUGUGGACCGCAACGGCAGCGUGAAAAAUGCUUCCGUUCCUAGGGUCAACUUGACAUCUCCUCGGCCAUCAGAAAUUAUCUCUGCUAGGGACAGCAACUCAACAACCCAGCAAGAAGUGAAGGCACUCCUUUCUCAGAUAUCUUCUGUACGGGGCCUCGAUAGUUCUUCCAGUGAAGGAUCUCCCAGCCCUGGUAUCAAUGCUCUGAAUGAAGAAAGCAACCCUACGAGCAAGAGGCCAUAUCUCGAGAGGAACUAUUCUGUGCUGGAACCUUCAGACGGGAGCCUCACCGACGAUGUUGAAGGGGAGAGUUCUCUCGAGAACGUAAAGAAACAGCUUGAGCUCAACAAGAAGUCAAUGGCUGCUCUUUACAAAGAGCUUGAGGAAGAAAGGAGCGCUUCGGCAGUCGCAGCUAGCCAGACGAUGGCCAUGAUCAAUAGAUUGCAGGAGGAGAAGGCUGCAAUGCAGAUGGAAGCACUGCAGUACCUGAGGAUGAUGGAACAGCAGGCGGACCACGACCAUCUAGCAAUACAGGAUCUACAUGAUUUACUUACAGAGAGGGAGAAAGAAUUGCUUGACUUGGACGCUGAACUUGCACACUGCAGGAGGCUCCUGCAGAACGAUCCAUUCAAUGGUGACGGACUUAAUGGAACUGAUACAAUGAACAACACAGAUUUUGUGGGGAGAGCCAUGUCGCAUUUUGAAGACGAUAAGGCAUACAUUUUGGAAUCCUUGAGCAGAUUGGAGGAAAAUCUUGGCAUUUCCACGAACAGACUUGCUUCUGGUGACGCCAGAAAUAGUCAAGAAGACAUACUGUUUGAAGAUCAUACAAGAGCUGAUGGAUCUCCUUCCAACAGUGACAAGUUGAGUGGUGUAGCAAGUCUUAAGAUUGAAAUUUCUCUGUUGAAUAUAAGACUGAGGGCACUUGAAGAGGAUCAGGAGUUUCUCAAGCAGGUAUUGAGUUCCCUCCGAUGUGGUAGUGAUGGACUGCAGUGUAUACAGGAGAUAACCAGCCAUUUAGCAGAGUUGCGAAGAGUUGUGACUCAUUAA